UCCGUGCAUCCAGAGCACUGGAGGUGCAUCACCUCUCCCAUCUGCUGGCUGCUCCUGCCGCGCAUGCGCAGUGCGGCUCUCCAUCAUUUCCAAUAUCCCAGUGUAGGAGAACCAGCAGAGGCAGAGAGAACUAAUGGGAACCAUGGGAAUACCAUUACCCAACUGCGUUUGGGAGCCAAUAUGCUGAACACACUCUACUCCGACUGAGGGACUGUAUCCUGGGCGGCAAAAGACAAAUGGUAAAGAAUUGAUAAUAAAAGAUUUUCCCCGUUAAAAAAGCACAGCUCACGCCGACUCCCGACUGAACCGGCAUCUUCCUGAGUCGGAUGGCUCUGAAUGACAAGAUGCAGUAAUGGAAGUCCACAUACCGUUCAGCACUGUAGCCAUGAGAACCAAAGGGUAGGGUCUGCUGUGAGCUCGCCUCACCCUACCCGACCACCCACCCACCCACCCACCACCUCAUCAGCUCCACCUGAGAGCAGAGUCCUACAUUCAAGCAUAAAUCCUGCAGCUCCACCCGUCUCCGCAAACCCUCCCACCACCUCCACCACCACCACGGCUUUGGAAGACGAACAUGACGUGCAUUGCGAAGACACUGGUUGAUGUCUGAUAUAUGUACCUCUGAGGUGUCGAGCGCAAAACCAGUGGAGCAAUGAAUGGAGGAAAGGACUGUGAGGCGGGAGAUGAGAGGCAGGCCGUCCCUGUCCAGGUCCCCAUUGGCUGGCGGCGCAAGGCGGAGCACGGCGGCGGGGUCAUAUACAUAAGUCCCAGUGGCUCGUUGCUGUCCAGCUUGGAGCAGGUGAAGACCUACCUGCUGACAGAUGGAACCUGCAAAUGCGGCCUGGAGUGCCCACUCAUCCUCCACAAGGUGUUCAACUUCGACCCAGGGGCGGCCGUCAAGCAGAGGACAGCGGAGGAUGUGAAGGCAGAUGAAGACGUCACCAAACUCUGCAUUCACAAGAGGAAGCUUCUUGCUGUGGCUACGCUGCACAAGAGCAUGGAGACGCACCCACCUCUGACACUCACCAGUCCAGGGGGAGGUACAUCAUCUGUGGUCACUGCGCAUUCCACAAAUCAACGAGCAAUAAGGACUAAACCCCACGAUGGCCUGCCCAAUGCUGUUGGCCCAGACUGCAAGAAUCCUUUCAAGAUGAUGAUGGCAGCUGGACAACAGCAGCAACAGAGGCUGUAUCCACCCCAAGAGAUGGGUGGAGCCCAGCAGCCAGAGCUCUACCCUGGCUACCCCAGGCCGCAGAGACUGGGCAGUGGGGAGCCGAGCCCCAAAUCCCCUUACCGGGUUGGGUAUGGGGGCAUGCUGAGCCCACCUCCCUCCAGUGUUAAGCUGUAUGGAGAUGGCUCACAGUCUCCCAGUGCAGACACCCUAGGCAGCCCUGAGGGCUUUCCAAGGACCAAUCCUUGUGGGUUUCCAGGAGCCGGCAGUCCUGGCUCCGCCUCCAUCCAUGGGAACACUAGGACUCCUCUUUCCCCACCCAGUGUAUUGCUCCAUGGCUCCCCUGUGGGCCAGCCAUCCUGCGCCAUGACAGGGAGGACUAGCACGCCCCUCUCUCCGACGGCCACUGCCAAAAGCCCUGUCAUGAACAUGAACAUGCCACGGGGGAACUUCCCCCCUGGUAUGGAUUUGCCCCGUGCAGCAUUUCACCAUAAAACACAGCCCCCUGUGCAUCCCGUACCACCUCCUCCAUCCAUACCACCAUCCUGUGCCCUUCAAAAAAGGCAGUUGACCUGUGAAAAAGACCCCUUAGGCAUCCUGGACCCCAUCCCCAGCAAGCUAGUCAGCCAGGCCCCCACCAACACCCCAAACCCCUCCAAUUUCCAGCCUAACAUCCACUCUCAGGUACCAAUGAUGAAUGUAAACAUACCCCCUCCCGCCAUCGUUCCCUUGCCAAGCAACUUACCUUUACCCACAGUGAAGCCUGGGCCUGUGGGUCACGGUGGCCAUGUUCAAAGGACUCAACAGGGUGGUCCGGCUUCCUCCAUGUCCCCCUCUCCUGUCACGUCCCCUGUCCACAUGGCUGGGCCUGCCCUUGGGAGAAUGGAGGCCUCCCCACAUCGCUCACGCUCAUCCUCCACCUCCUCUGACCAUGGGAACUUUGCAAUGCCCUCGGGGCACCAGGCCCCAUGUGGCACCAUGAAGGUCCCUCCUCGGUCCCCCAGGUCUGCUAUGGGGUCUCCCAGGCCAGCCAUGCCCUCCAGCCCCUCCACCAACAAAACUGACGCACUCCACCAGUACAAAGACUCCCAGCUGCUGCCUGGGAUGGGAAACUCAAUUGUCGCCCAGCAGCACAGCAACCCCAUGUACUCACCCACCUCUUCCUCCUCAUCAUCCUCUUCUCUGACGACCCCCAGCACGUCCCAGAAAGGCCACCCAGGACUUCUGGGGAUGCCCCUCAAUCAGAUCCUCAACCAACAAAAUGCUGCUUCCUUCCCCGCCAGCAGUCUCUUGUCAGCCGCAGCCAAAGCACAGCUAGCAAAUCAAAACAAACUCAGCGCUGCUGGCAACAGCACUGCUGGCAUGGCUGGUGGUGGUGUUGGUAUGGCAGGCAUGGGGGCAGGUGGAGGAGGUAAUGGAGGAGGUGGCGGGCACCCUGGCUCUAUGAGCGGCCCUCGAGGCAUGGAAGGACACAGCACUUUAAACUCAAUGCUCCCGCCAAACUCCACCAUGCUGCUCAACACUCCUGAGGGCCAGAGUGGUCGGGCGGCUCUUAGAGACAAGCUCAUGGCCCAGAGGGACCCCAUGCGCAAACGGAGGCAGUCGUCAGGCAGUGCUGCUGUCAACCACGACAACAGUAACAACAUGGUCUACAACAUGCUUAACAAACGAGGCAUGGGAGGACCCCACAUGCCAGGACCCAGUGUCACUGAGCAGCUGCGAAAAGUGGGUCGUCUUGGAAACCUUCCCCCAAACACCUCCAUGGCUCAGCUCCUCCAGUCCAUGAGCUGCCAGAGCUCCCACAACCUGGCUGGCAACAGCCAUCAUCCAGGUCUUAGCCCCGGCCCAGGGUCUGGUCCUCAAGGAGCUGCACAGCUGCACUACAACGACAGCACAGGUAUGGUCCCUGGUGGCCCUCAGCAGAACCUGCUAGCUCAGCAGAGGCUGCGGGGUCCAGGAGAUGCCAUGCAGCACUGCCAGAACAUGGACACCUCUGGGGGCCAUCUGGGCUCUCGUCCAGGCCAGUUCACUGACAUGAUGGCCCAAAUGCAGGCCUCCUCCAUGAGUAACUGUGGGCCUAUGGGGCCAGGUGGUGGACCGGUGGGUCCUGAUGGCAUGCCGCUGGGACGCCCCAACACUAACCCCCCACCGCUGUCUCAUCCUGGCCCUCACCCCUCACAGCAGAACCUCCUUCACAGUAUGGGGCGGACUAACAUGGUGGUGAUGGCACAUGGAGGUGGUGAUGGAAGCUGUACACAGACCAUCUCUGAUACAGGAAAUCCCUCAUCUAUUGGCUGUGGUAUGGGCGGCCUGCAGCCACACGUCAACGCCGGCGGAGGUCAGAUGUACCAGCAGCAGGUCCACCAGGGCAUGCAGCAGGGGGUGGUGUCCCACUCAGCCUACCAGGGACAGCAGCACUUCUCUGACAACCCACCAUACACAGACAGCAACAACGCCAACGCUGGCUCCAUGGCCUGCCUCUACCAGAACUACCAGCAGGGGAUGUUGUCGCACCCACAGCCCCAGGGCGAGGGGCUUCCAGCGGGCCCUGACAGAGGCCCUGGCGGAGGCCCAGAGUCGGUGGACGCCAUCUACAGAGCCGUGGUGGACGCCGCCAGUAAGGGCAUGCAUGUUACCAUAACAACCACAGUGAGCGGGACCACGCAGGCGAGUCCGGUGCCUGCCCUCAGCGCCAUGAGUGCCUUCACUGCCUCUAUAGGGGAGCCGGUCAGCCUCCCGAAAGCAGUUAGCACAGUCCUGCACGGGCACCAGGAAGGGGAGCCGUUACCCCAGCAAUCCAGACCGAGGCAGGUGAGGCUGGGACGUGGUCAGAAGAACAUGGAUCCAGGGAAGAGAACUCCAGACAGCCACGAGGCCAACGACUACUUCCGUUCGCCUGGCUGUGGGACUCCAAGAGGGCAGUGGGACGGGGAGGCGCAGCACGGAGGCGGCUUCGACACUCACAGCAACAACAGCGCCUGGGGAGGUGAGGAGUUUCUGGAGUGCUCGACCCAAGUGAGGAGUAGUCCCUGCAUGGAGCGACCCGUCAGCCUGGCCCCCGCCGCACCCUGCCCCGCCGAGGGAUCCAACGACCACGGUCUGGCCAUGGCUCACGAUAAGGGGUUUCUCGAUGAUGGCUAUCGCUUCAACAACUGCAGCCGGACACCAGCUAACUACAAGGAGCGUCUGGAGCAAACGGUGGAGCGCUGCGCCCACAUCAACGGCGCCACGCCUCACUUUAACACCCGGGGUUACGGAGAAGUCCUGGGCCCCCCACGGCAGGAGCUCACGGGGGACGACCAGUCUCCAAGCUCCUCCACUAGCCUAGAGGGACCUCUGGCCACAGCCAAAGACUACAGCCACUACAACGGCCACUUCAACGGUAUGGCGCCCAGCCCUUCGGACACAAAGAGCCUGAGCAGCGAGGAGGACCUGCGGCAGCCGGACUCGCCCUCCUCAGAGCUGCUCCACUACCGGUCCAGGACUUUCAACAUGGGAGAGCUGGUCUGGGGCCAGCUAAAGGGCUUCCCGCCUUGGCCUGCCAAGCUGGCCGGGGACGAACAAGUGCACAGCGCUGCUAUGCAGCUGCGGGAGCAGGCCAAGGUAGAACCAGAGAAGCUAAAAACACUAACUCACGACUUAGAGGCACUUGACCGAGCCGCCAAAAGAGGCCUGAAACCGGGGAAACUGAAUAAUCACUUGGAAGCUGCUAUCCACGAGGCCAUGAGCGAGCUGGAUAAGAUGUCGGGCACAAUCCCAUCGAGGGAUCGUCAGGUGAAGCUCCCCAAGCCCAAGAGGAGGAAGAUAUCCAGAUAACAUUGAAUGUGUCGGCCCAAGAACGUCCUCAAAGCCUUCGGAGACUUCGUCCGUUCAGCCUUGAUGCGAUCUGAGCUCUCUAACAGGUGCUACACAUGGACUUUCAGUGGUACAUCGUUGUUCCAUGAUCUCAACUUGACUUAAUGACUGACCACAGAAGGUGCUGGAGAUUCCCGAUACAGUUUUAACUGUAGAAAAAAAUAAUGAAAGGAAAAAAUGGAGAAAAACGUCAAAAACAGUUGCAAUUUGUCUACAGCUCACUGAAUUAACUAUUUUUUUCUAGUAUAAGAUAGUAAAACAAAAAAAAAAAAGCUACAAGCAUUACCUUACAUAUUUAAGAAAAAUAGACAGUCCAAAUAUUUCUGAUACAUUUUCAAUAUGUAUAUAGAUAAUCCUGAAAUUUCAUGCUAUUAAGAAUUGUAUGUAAAUAUUGUACAAUGUCAUGUACAAGCAUACCUAAUGCACAUUUUAUCUUUUAUUGUACAAAAACAAAGCAGAAGUGUACCAAUGUCUUGGUUUCUAUUCAGAAAUGCGGUUGCAUACGGCCGCAUGCAUAGAUUAAAUAAGAAUACAGCCUAAAGCUUUUAUAUGAGGAACUGUAAGACGUGCUGUUUUUCUGUUUGUUUUGUUUUGUUUUUUUUUUUUUUGUAAGGGAACAGCAGUGGAACAUGCAUGAGUAUAUGAGUUCUCCAUUAUGAAAGUCAAUUUCAAACCAGUUAAGUGUUCAUUUGUAUGGGGGAGGUGGGGGGGUGGGCGGGGGGAGAGAGAGAGAGAUGGAAAAAACCAGAAUGAACUUUACCAGCAGAAAGUGUUCAACGGAAGUAACGAGCGGCUGGGGCCAGUGUUGGUUAAUCUUCAUCUGCUCUGCCAGUCGCAGUGACAGGAAAAUCUAAAAAUCAUGACAUUUGGAGAAUCAGUUUUCUGGUUGGCAGGUGAUUUUGUUUUUGGGGGGGGGGGGUUACCAAUCGUCGUAAAAAGAAGUUGCUUACCUGCCGUGUUUUUGAAAGAAAAAUCCACCUUCAGGCACUUUCACACUGUUAAGUCACUUUUGUGUCGUAAUAAUUUACAGUUUUAGGUAAAUAUUUCCCAGAACGACUUUCCACAACAGCCGCAACCGUUAGUGAAACGACGGGAGAAUAAAGAGGAAUAUUUUCAUAACCAGCUCAUCCUUGAAAACCUUGAAAUCCCUUGGUUAAAGUUUGCAUAAUAUGAGGAUUCUGGUCUUAUUUCCUGCUCCUUUGGGUGUAGAAUAUGAUGGAUUUCUCCCUUUGUUACUGUUAAAUGUCAGUAUUAAAUGAUGAUUUUAAAAAUACCGCCCCUCUCUUAGAAAGACUACACUUAACACUGAGCACCCACAAUGCAACAUAAACCAGUACAAAGAGUGUUUGGGUGGAUUUCUCCUUCAACUACAACCAAGAAUCACAGGCUGCAUUGAUGAAUUAUGUCAUUUGGUUGUUGUGAUUAUGUUCUCGUGCUCGUUUGUACAGUGAUUUUCUUUAUUUUUUUGGACUGUAGUCGGUUUUUUGCCACAACUAUAGCUUUAGGUAGAGUAACCAACCUCAGAGGCGCAGUCUAGAUCAUCAUGAGGAAACACUAACUCGGUUUUCAAGAGCGGUGAAAGCAUUUCUCAUUUAGGGGCCUUGUUUGUUUGUUUUUUGUUUGUUUGUUUUUGCCUUUUUGAUGUAAAUUAUUUAUGUACAGUACUCCAUAUUUAUUUUAAGCUUUACAAAUAUGCUAGAUGGCAAUAAUACUACCAAGAGUUGAGAACUCAAGCCUUAUAUGUGUAUAUGUAUGUUUUUUAACAGUGAAUAGAUCAUGUAUUCAUUAAGGUCGUGUUCCCUUUUAUUUAAAAAGUGAGCAUUACAGAUAACACUUUUUUUUUUUUUUUUUACAGCGAGGCUUUCUGAUCUACUUAUUUUUGUUACACAAUGUGUCAUGGAUGUCAUAACGUCUGCCUACAGGACCACACUAUUUAUGAAUAUGCACAUCUUGAGAAAGCGUUUAUGUUCGGUAAUAAAUGCAGUUUUAACACUACUAACUACGAAGUUUCAAAACCGUCUUAAAAUCGACAGUGAUGCUCACAGUAUUGGAAACUCUGGGGUGAAACGCACACGCAGCUUCACCUCCGAAUCAAAACCAACAACAAGCUGAAUUAACUACACAAUUAUCAAGUGCAAUAUACCAAUUGAUGGCAAAGAUCAACAGCUUAGCAGCGCUGCAUCUCUUGAUUGUUUGAGACCUUUUUUUCUUUGUGUACACACCUUCAACAGCUCGUGCUGUCGUUUGUUGCCUGUUUUUCAACCUCAAAACAACAAAAAAAAAGUUCUUUGGGAACAAUAUUCAUCUUUUUUUCAGAUGUCCUAACCUAAGAGCCAUGAAGUAGUAAUUUAUUUGUAGCUUUACCUUUUUGUUUUUUUUUACAAAUUUCAUUUUAAUUUGUAAUUCACCCUUAUCAGAACAUCUGAUGCACACACUAAACCUCCAUGAAUAAAGUUCUACUAAAAUACCGCUAAAUUACUUGAACUUUUCUGCAUUUAUAGCAAGAAAGACCCAAUAAAACACUACUUUAUAAAGAGAUUAUCUUCUUUCUCACUCUGUAAAACAUGAAAACACUACCAUAUAUAUGUACCUGAUAUCCUAAAGGAGGAGCCUCAAACUAACAAUUACAGCCAAGUAAACAAUUUCAUCUUAUUUUUGUUAAUGUGUGCACACUUCUGAAGAGAUCUCACUAAUUUCAAAACAUUUCUUACCUUUUUUUGUUGCUGUGUGCUUACUGAAAAACUCAAGGACAUUUUGAAAUUAAAAAAAAAAAGUCCCUAAACAUGUAGCAACGUCAAACAAUAUCAGUAUUUAAAGGUAAAUAUGAGACUUUAUGGGAGCGUCCUUUCACAUCCAACCUGUUCAAGGACCAGAUUUCCAAAAGAUUUCGAGUCAAGUUACGGCAACGUCUGUUUAAAUGUCUAUAAUAUCUCCUGCCCUUUUUCAGUGCACACACUUUUUAAGAACCUCAGAGUUGUCGGUGUAAUCUGUGGCAAGGAAAAUCCUCCGUUUUUCCGAAAUGUGACGUUCGGUGUCGAGAACACGUGAGCUCUUUUUUUUGGUAAAGUUCAUUCUGCCUCUUCCUCCCACAAACCCCCGACCCCCCCAAAACACCCCCCCUCGUUUUUUUUGUGCAAUGACAUGCAGGAACCCGGUCUCAGGUUGGGAACCCAUGUGUUAUGAAUCUGUUCUAUCAGUUUCAUGUUAUUUGUGGUCAAGAGUUCAAAGCAUUUUUGUGUUUGAGAUGGUCUGUGCAGUCUAUUUUCUCCUCCUCCCGUGUGUGUGUGUGUGUGUGUGUGUGUGUGUGUGUGUUUGAGGUGUGAGUGUGAUCUUUUUUUUUUUUUUUUUUUACCCCCGGUGAACUUGUUUGUUUCUGCUUUUUGAAUCUAAUUUCCCUCUUCCUCUUCCACCCUUUAGUUGUCAGUAUUUUAUUUUUUCAACUUGUAAUUAAGUAUAUAUUUUCUCACUAAUAUAUACUUUACAAAAAAUAGACUUGCGUGAAGUAUGAUGUGCACUUGAUUUCUCUUGUUUAUUUCUUUUCUUUUUGCAUUAAUGUGGGCUAGGGAUAGUUUGUCAGAGUCCAUUAUUUUGAGAUUGUUUGGACUUUUUUUAAUGGUUUGAUGUAAGCAGCAUUUUUUUUGUAAAUAUUGUGAAACAUUACAGGUCAUGCAGUGAUGUAACAUUUUGAACAAUGUUGCACAAGAUGUUUAAGAUAUUAAAAACAUGGUCACUCUUACUUGAAUAA
Dicentrarchus labrax (European seabass) is the source of this 8771-nucleotide messenger RNA. Its product is annotated as methyl-CpG-binding domain protein 5. The coding region runs from base 653 to 4987 and encodes 1444 amino acids. Gene Ontology annotation, molecular function: DNA binding; chromatin binding. The record is from RefSeq and is a predicted model, not a curated record. Lineage: Eukaryota; Metazoa; Chordata; Actinopteri; Moronidae. Gene Ontology annotation, cellular component: nucleus; chromocenter. The transcript is spliced from 10 exons.